AUGGCGCCACUCAAUCAAACCAGCACCGUGGAGGCCGUCGUCCCCAAGCCAGGCCCAGCCCAAUGCAUGAUCAGCGACGCUCCUGGGUUGAAAUCAGGCCCCCCGCAGGGCCCGAUCAACUAUCCGCCUUGCGAGUACUACGACGAGGAGCUCUCCGAGAUCUACGCAAAGUUUGAGAUUUGCUUUACGUCGCGUACGCGCCGCAUUCCGUACAAGCCCACGAAGCCCGACUUCUACGAGCGAACGGGACGGAACGAAGUCGAUAUCUAUGGGUACGAGUUCAAGGACCCCGGUGACGACCAAGUGAAGCUCAUCAUAUGGGACUACACCAAUGGGCUUGUUCGCACGACGGGCAUUUUCAAGUGCCACAAGUCCUGGGGCAAGACUCUUCCGGCGAGAGUGCUCAACAAGAACCGUGGCCUCAGAGAUGUUUCCCACAAGCUCACGGGUGGAGUGAUUGAGUCCCAAGGAUACUACAUGUCAUUUGAAUGCGCCAAAGCCAUAGCCAAAAAGUUCUGCUGGCAUGUGCGAUACGCUCUAACACCGAUUUUCGGCCACAAUUUCCCCGGGGAAUGUCUGCCGCCGGAUCAUCCCGGAUAUGGUUCAUGGGAGAUUGACCAGCAUAUCAUUCGCGAGGCCGCGGAGGAAGCAAGGGCGUACCGCCGCGCCGCACUUGCCCACGCCCGGCCUUAUCCCAGUCCCAGCCCGCAUGACGAUGACAAUAAUGAUAUAAGUUCGAAUGGGUACCCCUCAUCGAGCGAUGAUGACAAUCGCCCGCCGUCUACUGCCAGCAAUGGCUGGACACCAGUCAAUACCCCGCGAAUGCAGUUGACUCCUCCGCCCUCCCCACCAACCCAGAAUCAAUCAUCUCCUCAAAGCUCGCAGGGUGAGAGGGAGACCGGCGGCUGGAAUCUCGUCCAUACGGCCCUAGCAGGGUCGUUGUCCUACACCUCUGGUGCCAUGGACGAAGACUCCGAUGGCACCGAGGAGGAAUCGACCGACGGGACCAGUGACGACGAGCGCGUCACGUGGCCACCCAUACAUCAAUACACGAACCGAGACUUUGUGGCUGCGCAAACCAUGCUGGAAAUAAGAAACGGAGGCCCAAUCGACGAGAACUAUCCCAUGGUCUGUCCAGAUUGCCACGCAGUGAUCUAUAUCCCGGACCUCAGGCCCGCCAUCGCCUAUUCAUAUGGCUGGCACGGGGGCCACUGAGCUGGCCAGUCUGCCUUGAUGAUCCUCUGUUCCUGGUUUGCUUGCACGUUUCCUUUAAUCUGAUUGCAUGUAGGGCGUUGGGUUUGGACGGUUCAUCAGAAUGGCGUCGUACUGUUUUUUUCCUUGCUUCUUUGCUCUUGAUGCUUUGCUCUCAUUGCUUCUUCAUGUCUCUUUCUCCAGAUUGGCCCUUUUUUUUUUUCUUUUCGUU
Molecule: messenger RNA, 1423 nt
Organism: Aspergillus uvarum CBS 121591
Lineage: Eukaryota; Fungi; Ascomycota; Eurotiomycetes; Eurotiales; Aspergillaceae
Product: putative APSES transcription factor Xbp1
Exons: 5
Coding region: 1-1215 (404 amino acids)
Molecular function (GO): DNA binding
Source: RefSeq, a predicted model, not a curated record